AUGUCGGGACGCAUGUCGGGACGCGUGCAGGGACUCCCUUGUCGGAUGGGGAAGAGGAAGUUCAGCAAGUUGGAGAUCACUUUGAUUGUCCUCUUCUGCCUGGUGGUGGUCGCUCUGUGCGUCCUCAUCGGGCUCUUGGCCACCAGGGAUUCAGCGUCCUCAGAGGAUGCCGCCGUGGCCACAGCCCAGAGGGUCGACUGCAUCCCGGACCAGAUCGCCACCAAGAGCCUCUGCUCGCGGCGCGGCUGCUGCUGGAGCCCCCUCAGCGACCCCAACGCGCCCUGGUGCUACUUCUCCUCAGACCAUGGCUACACAGUGGAUGGGGACCUGGUGACCACGCAGCAGGGCCUGCAGGCGGCGCUGGCCAGGCUCCCCUCGCCGUCGCUCUUCGGCCAGGACAUCGACAACCUUCUGCUCACCACCCAGCACCAGACGCCCAACCGCCUCCGCUUCAAGAUCACUGACCCCAACAACCAAAGGUAUGAAGUCCCCCAUGAGCAUGUGGGAUCCUUCACUGAUCCAGCAGCCUCCAACCUCAACUAUAAAGUUGAGGUCCAGCACAACCCCUUUGGCAUCAAGGUGAUCAGAGCCAGCACUGGAAAAGUUGUCUUUGACACCACCAUCGGUCCUCUGGUCUACGCCAACCAGUUCCUGCAGCUCUCCAUCAGGCUGCCCAGCGGCAACAUCUACGGGGUGGGAGAGCAGAUCCACAAGCGGUACCAGCACGACCUCAACUGGAGGGUCUGGCCCAUAUUCACCAGGGGCACCAAUCCUUCUGCGAAUGUAGAGAAUUUAUAUGGAGCUCAGACCUUCUUCCUGUGCUUGGAGGAUGAAAGUGGAGCCUCUCUCGGGGUCUUCUUGAUGAACAGCAAUGCCAUGGACGUCACCAUGCAGCCGGCGCCGGCCGUCACCUACAGAGUCACUGGGGGAGUGCUGGACUUCUAUGUCUUCCUUGGGGACACCCCGGAGCAGGUGGUGCAGGAGUACGUCCAGUUCAUUGGGCUGCCAACGUUGCCUUCCUACUGGACCCUGGGCUUCCAGCUGAGCCGCUACAAUUACACCUCCCUGGAUGAGGUGAAGGCUGUGGUGGAGCAGAACAGAGCCCUCGACCUCCCUUAUGACGUGCAGUACAUAGACAUUGACUACAUGGAGAAUUGGAAAGAUUUCACCUACGACAAAGAGAGGUUCAGAGACCUGCCCAACUUCCGAGCCUUCCUGAACGAGCAGGGGCAGAAGUACGUCCUCAUGCUGGACGCCGCCGUGGGCAUGUCUCCCAUGGCUGACGGCUCCCCGUACCUGGCCUACCAGAGGGGGCAGAGCAGGGGCGUCUGGCUGAACGAGUCCGAUGGCCACACGCCGUUGAUUGGCAAGGUGUGGCCAGGCCUCACAGUCUACCCAGACUUCACCAACCCUGAGUGCUCUGACUGGUGGCUGGAGGAAUGCAGACUCUUCUACGACCAAGUUCCCUUCGACGGGAUCUGGAUCGAUAUGAAUGAACCUACUAAUUUACUGGAAGGCUCAACUAAAGGUUGUGAGGAUAAUGAAUACAACUACCCUCCCUUCACACCACACGUCGUCAACCGGCUGCUCUACUCCAUGACCACCUGCAUGGAUGCCAGGCAGUACCUUGGCAUUCACUAUGAUGUCCACAGCCUCUACGGCUACUCCAUGGCCAUCUCCACGCGGAGAGCCAUCGAAGUUUUGUUCCCUGGCAAGCGCAGCUUCCUCCUCUCCAGGUCCACUUUUGCAGGCUCAGGGAAGUUCACAGGACACUGGCUGGGGGACAACACAGCCUCCUGGGACGACCUCAAGUGGGCCAUACCUGGCAUGCUGGAAUUUGGCCUCUUUGGAAUCCCCUAUAUUGGAGCAGACAUUUGUGGCUUCUUUGUGGACACCACGGAGGAGCUCUGCCGGCGCUGGAUGCAGGUUGGAGCCUUCUACCCUUUCUCCAGGAACCACAACUCGGAGGAGUGCGCUCCCCAGGACCCAGCUGUCUUUGGAGCCAACUCCCUCUUGGUGAACAGCUCCAAGCACUACCUGAACAUCCGCUACACCCUGCUGCCCUACCUCUACACACUCUUCUACCGAGCUCACACGCGGGGGGACACGGUGCUGAGGCCUCUCCUCCACGAGUUCUACGCUGAAAACACCACCUGGAGCGUGGACAGGCAGUUCCUGUGGGGUCCUGGGCUCCUCAUCAGCCCUGUCCUCGAUCCAGGGGUGGAGGUCAUCCAGGCCUAUAUCCCUGACGCUGUCUGGUACGACUAUGAUUCAGGAGCAAGCCUGGGCCAGAGGAAGCAGUGGGUGGCACUGCACCUUCCUGCAGACAAGAUGGGAGUGCACCUGCGAGGAGGCUACAUCCUCCCUACCCAGCAGCCAGCCACCACCACCGUGGCCAGCCGUAAGAACCCCAUGGGCCUCAUCGUGGCGCUGGAUGACAAGAAGGAAGCAGUUGGGGAGUUGUUCUGGGAUGAUGGAGAGUCCACAGGGACCAUCGAGAGCAAAUCCUACAUCUCCUAUAACUUCACAGUGGCCAACAACGUUCUGGAGAUGCAGGUCCUGCACAGUGGCUAUGUGGACCCCAACCAGCUGAGAUUCACUCAGGUGAAGGUCUUGGGGGUGGCCUCAGCUGCCCAGACGGUGACAGUGACACAGAAUGGCCAACAGAUUCCUUCUUCUCACUCUGUGACCUACAACAGCCAAACCCAGUUUGGCAACUGGAACUAA
This is a messenger RNA of Dryobates pubescens (Downy woodpecker), 2727 nucleotides long. Its product is annotated as sucrase-isomaltase, intestinal. The record is from RefSeq and is a predicted model, not a curated record. The transcript has 25 exons. Gene Ontology annotation, molecular function: alpha-1,4-glucosidase activity; carbohydrate binding. Gene Ontology annotation, biological process: carbohydrate metabolic process. The coding region runs from base 1 to 2727 and encodes 908 amino acids. Lineage: Eukaryota; Metazoa; Chordata; Aves; Piciformes; Picidae.